CUGACGCGAGAUCACACUGAUCUCAGCACCCGAGUCAAGCAAAGCCAGGAUCUCGGAAGUAGCAGCUGGCACCGGAGAGGUGAGUGGUACAAUGGGCAGAUAGAGAAGCGAUCCAAUCUUGUUAGCUGCAACGGACGGAGCAGCCUUGCGGUCGUCGGAAGUCUGAACAGCGCCAAGCAGAGGCGGAGAGGAGGAGUCGGACGACUGCUCACGUUCAGGACUCUGACUGCGGCGGGUACGACGACACUCGGACGAUCGAUGUCCGAGUUUGCCACAGUUGUAACAACGGAUGGCAUUGGUCGAUGUGUUUGGGGACGAGGAGUCUCCCGCACUCCUGGCGUCCUGCCGAGCAGCACGGCGCUCUUUGAAGGCCGAAGCCUUGCCAGAAGGACGACUCUUGCGAUCAUUGGAAGGAGAGGAGCGAUUGCCCACCUGCAUGGAGUAGAGCUGCCGGUGGUGAUCUGCUCCCGUCGAAUGGUCUUUGGUUCUGGUCUGAUUGUCGAUCUUGCCCACUGAUUCAAGAGUAAGGCAGUCAUAUGCGAUCG
Messenger RNA from Guillardia theta CCMP2712, 545 nucleotides. RefSeq lists its product as hypothetical. The annotation marks the transcript as partial. Lineage: Eukaryota; Cryptophyceae; Pyrenomonadales; Geminigeraceae. The transcript is spliced from 2 exons. The record is from RefSeq and is a predicted model, not a curated record.